Molecule: messenger RNA, 6397 nt
Organism: Caenorhabditis angaria
Lineage: Eukaryota; Metazoa; Nematoda; Chromadorea; Rhabditida; Rhabditidae
Source: the annotation of a GenBank genome assembly
AUGAAAUGGGCUCCUCAACAGGAUAUUCUUGCGCACCCCAAGACUCUGGCAUUUUUUACACAUGGUGGAUUGAAGAGCAUCAAAGAAUCGAUUUGCGGGAAUAAUGUUCCGAUGUUGAUUUUGCCAUUUUUCGCGGAUCAAACUAGAAACGCGAAUUCAUUUGUGCUACGUGGAAUUGCUGAAUCGAUUCAUAAAUUAAGGAUUACAAGUGAAGAAAUAGUUGAGAAACUUCGAAAGUUAUUGGAUCACCCUGGUUACAGGAACUGCGCUAGAAAAUUAAAUGAGAAAUAUCAGGAUAAUCUGGUGGAUGCUUUAGAUCAUGGGGUUUUUCAAGUUGAAAAAGUUGGAAGAUUAAGUGAGAAGCAUUUUAUGAAAUUCAGAAGAGCUGGGAUUUUUUUGGAUCGCGCAACGUUUUUUCAUAUUGAUUUUAUGUUUGUUAUUGUUGGUUGUGUAUAUUUGACUUCUUAUUGAUUUUGGAAAAAAUUCUUUUUUCUUUUUUUUUCGAUAAUUGUGGACCUUUUAUUUUUAUUGGGCACAAACAAAAAUGAUAAGAUAAAGAAUAACAAUAUUUACCCACAAAGUUCAUUUUUCUAUUUUUUUUCUAGUUAAAAAUGAAAAGUUUAUUGAUAACUAGUUUAUUUUUAUUAGUGCUGGCAGAAAGUGCAAAUGUGAUAUUUUUUGAAUUUUUUGGAUCCAAAAGUCAUGCGUUGACGAUGCUUCCAUUAGCCGAGAGGUGAUUUUGAUUUUGAAUUUUUUUUUUUUGAAAUUCAAUUUUUCCCUCAGACUUGCGAAGGAUCAUAACGUGACGUUGUUCACAAUAACCAUCAGAUCUUUGGACAUCAAAUCGGAAAGAGUGACGAUUUUAGAGACUUUUAUUGAGCGUAAGGGGAACUCGGAGAUUCUUUUCUGAAAAUCAAUUUUUUUCAGCAGACGCCCGAACUUUGACAGAUGAAAUGAUUGGAAGAGUAUUCUGGUUUUCGGAAAUGAGACCAUGGAGAACUUCGUAUCUUUAUGAAGUUGGAUUGAAUUUCCUGGAAAAAUCUUUAGAAGAUGCAGUUUUGAAGGGAGUUCUUGCAACUCCUUUUGAUAUUGCGAUUGUUGAUGAGAGUUAUACGUCACUUCAGGGAACGAUAGCUUUGAAACUUCGGGAGAGGUUUGGGACGAAGAUUGUUGCGUUUGCGACGACAGGUAGGUUAGAGAUGCAGAGAAACUAGACAAUUAGAGAUAUCUAGAAAGUUAGAGACGCAGGGGAGAUACACUCGCUUCGCUCGAACCGCUUACGCGGAAUUUUCCGGGGCGCUUCGCGCAAGAUAGCUAGAGAGCAUAGGAUUUGAAGAGAGUGCAGAGAAGACAGAGAGCUAGAGAGUAUGAGAAAGAUAGAGGAAGCUAGAAAACUAGAGAUGGCGAGAAGGUUAGAGACGCAGAGAAACUAGACAGCUAAAGAUACCUAGAAGGUUAGAGACGUAGAGGGAGAUACACUCGCUCCGCUCGAGCCGCUUACGCGGAAUUUUCCGGAGCGCUUCGCGCAAGAUACCUAGAGAGAACAGGAUUUGGAGAGAGUGCAGAGAAGACAGACAAACUAGAGAGUAUGAGCAGGUUAGAGACGCACAGAAGCUAGACAGCUAGAGAUGAAGAGAAGGUUAGAGACGCAGAGAAACUAGACAGUUAGUGAUACCUAGAAGGUUAGAGACGUAGAGAAACUAGACAUUUAGAUUACCUAGAAGGUUAGAGACGUAGAGGAAGCUAGACAACUAGAGAUACCUAGAAGGUUGGAGACGUGGAGAAGCUAGAUGACGAGAAGGUUAGAGACGUAGAGGGAGAUACACUCGCUCCGCUCGAGCCGCUUACGCGGAAUUUUCCGGGGCGCUUCGCGCAAGAUAGCUAGAGAGCAUAGGAUUUGGAGAGAGUGCAGAGAAGACAGACAGCUAGAGGGUAUGAGAAAGAUUAGAGACGUAGAGGGAGAUACACUCGCGAUUUUUCAGAAGAUUGCUAGAGAACAUAGGAUUCGGAGAGAGUGCAGAGAAACUAGACAAUUAACAUAAAGUUAGAGACGUAGACAAGCUAGGCACUAUUAUGAAAAAAAUUCUUUUUGAGUUAGAUGUGCAGGUUCUACCGUACUAACGGCUAUUUGGGUAUUUUUUUCCAUAAAACUGUCUAGAAAAUUCUGGAAAACUGGAACGCGAUAUUUUUUUUUUGCCAACAAAAAAAAGUUCUUAGCAAGUUUAUCCACGCAACAAUUUUCUGGAGAAAAAAAUCAACAGAUAGAGAAUCCGAAACAGAAAAUAUGAAGUACGGUAGAGAACCUGCACAUCUAACUCGACAUUCGACAGAAAACCAAGAGUUAGAUACGCAGGUCUGUUUCUCAAAAUUUCGAAAAUGCAAAAACGCAGCGCAUGACCGCAACGCGUCCAACAACAUUUGUCUUGUUGCAGAAAUGAUGCCAGUCGCCUCAUCUCUCCGAUCUUUCAAUCGAAAUCCAAUCAUAAUGCCCAACACAUUUUUAUCCUGUAGCGAAGUCUACUCAAAACACGAAACCUUUCCGGAAAGAAUCAAAACAUUCAUCGAUUAUUCAGUGGAUAUUCUAUUCAGUGAAGUUAUCGCAAGUCGAAUCAGCAAGCGAGCUGGGAACCUUUUAGGUCUCCCGGAUUCCUCAAAAAUCCAAUUCUUCCAGAAAACCUUGAUUACUUUGAAUGAUUAUCCGGAACAAUUUAGCGUAACUUCUCCAAAAGCUCACGAUAUGUUUCAAAUUGGAUCGCAUUGCUCUUCAAAAACAUCGCAAAAUCUUCCUCAAGAAUUUCAAGAUUUCAUAGAAGAUCCCAAAUCCAGGGGAACUAUUUAUGUCGCAUUUGGGAGUUAUGCUAACUUAGACAGCGGACCUUCUGGAACUAUCGAAAAAUUCAAAGAUGCUCUAAAUCAAUUCAGAAAUUAUCGAGUUAUUUGGAGUUAUAAAGGGAAUAAUACGGAAAAUAUACUUGAGCAUGUGAAAAUUAUGAAAUGGGCUCCUCAACAGGAUAUUCUUGCGCACCCCAAGACUUUGGCAUUUUUUACCCAUGGUGGAUUAAAGAGCAUGAAAGAGGGAAUCUGUGGAAAAGUUCCGAUGUUAUUUUUACCAUUUUAUGGAGAUCAAACUAGAAACGCGAAUGCUUUUGUGCUACGUGGAAUUGCUGAAUCAAUUCAUAAAUUAAGGAUUACAAGUGAAGAAAUAGUUGAGAAACUUCGGAAAUUAUUGGAUCACCCUGGUUACAGGAACAGCGCUAGACGAUUAAAUGAGAAAUAUCUGGAUAAUCCAAUGAACCCGUUGGAUUUUGGAGCUUUCCAAGUUGAAAAAGUUGGAAGGCUUAGUGAAAAACAUUUCAUGAAAUUCAGGAGAGCCGGAAUUUUUCAAAAUCGAAUCUCAUUUUUGCACAUAGAUAUGAUUUUAUUGUUAAUUUUUGUGGUUUUUCUAGUUUCUUUCUGAUUGAAAAUAAAUUUUGAAUAUUUAUUCAUUUUCUUCGUUGUGCGUUAGAGCGCAUUUUGUUGUUUUAACUUGGCCAAAAUGCGCUGACCACCCACGAAGCUUUUGAAAUCUACGCAAAAGUGCGUCGCAGUGUUUGCACAUCCUUGGAGGCAUAUUUUCAAAAAAAAAAAUUUAUAUUCAAAAUUUUCUUUUUGCAAAAAAAAUCAAUACCAACUUUGCUUCGCCUUAUCGAUUACUAACUAUGCAAAUAAAUAAAUAUGAAAAAAAAAUAAUCGUGUUAUAUUUUUCUUAUUUUUUUUUUCGUAUUCAUAGAGAAUUUGUAGUCUUCCCUAUUUACCCAACCGAAACAUGUCGUUUUGCAAUAUUUACCUUUGCGCAACAGCCAAAAAAAAAGACUUUUUUGUAGUCAAAAAUAGUUAGUUCAAGUCACAAUGCCAGAUGAUAUUCCAAAAAUUCCGAGACAUCGAGGAAAGAAGAAUGAGCCGAAAAGUGAGUUGGAAUUUGUUUUUCAAAAAAAAAAGUAUAUAAAUUUUUUAGACACACCUUGGAAACAGCAAAACUUGCCGGCUCUUCGACCACAUUAUAGUAUAACUUCUGCAAUUCCGGUUACCGGGUUUUUUGGAUUAGCCACUUUGAUAAUGGGAAUUGCGUUGUAUUUUGGACAUCAGAGGUGUAAGUUUCAAUUUUCUGAUGUAAAACAUGAAAAUUUCAAAAAAAAAAAAAAGUUGCGCGUCGGGUAGAGGUCGAACCCGGGUGCUGCAAAACCAGCGCGCUCGGGAGGCACGCGUGCAUACCACUCGACCACACAGCUCUUUUUUUCUGCAGUCGAAAAUGUCGCAUAUAAAAUGCGUGUUUUCAGCCCUUGAGCAAGAAGUAAUUUACACAAAUUGUGCACAAAUCAAUGCCACCGCUUCCGAUCAAAACACAAUUUGUAGUUAUACAAUAACUCUCGAUGAAAAAUACGAGGGAGAUGUGAAAUUCUAUUACGGUUUGACGAAUUUCUAUCAAAACAAUCGGUUAUAUUUCAACUCUCGAAAUGAUCAACAAUUACGUGGUGAUGUGAGAGAAACCGAUGGUUGUGAUCCUUUGGAAUAUGUGCUGGUUAAUGAGACGAAAGUUCCGAUUGCACCGUGUGGAAUGGUGGCUGAUUCGAUGUUUAAUGGUGAGACAUUUUUUUUUAUAAUUGCAGAUCCUGAUUUUAGUUAUGACGUGGCAAACAUGGAUUAAAUGACGUUUUCAGGUUUUUUAAGCAAGUGAGUUGAAAUAUUGGGUUUUAAUGUUAUUCAUAUGAUAAAAUGGUCUAAGACGAACAGAAUGAUAUAAAUUUUGAUGACUUUACCUUAUCCAUAAGUGAUUUAGCGGAGCUUAGUUGAUAAGGUCGCUAAAUCACUUAUGGAUCACUUAUGGAUGAUGAUUAAGCGACUUAUCGACUAAAUAUCGUCUAAACCUCGCUAAAUCACUUAUGGAUAACGUAAAGUCAUCAAAAUUUAUAUCAUUCUGUUCGUCUUAGAUCAUUCUAUCAUAUGAAUAACAUUAGAACCCAAUAUUUCAACUCACUUGCUUAAAAACAUGAAAAUGUCAUGUAGUCGAUGUCAAACUAUACCAAGAGCUGAAAACUAGCUUCAAAAGUGAUUUUCAUGCAAAUCUGAUAGCAUAGGGUUGUUCAGGAGGCGAGAUAACAUGAACUUAUGUUAUCUAGCCUCCUUAACCACCCUAUACCAUCAGAUUUGCAUGAAAAUCACUUUUGAAGCUAGUUUUCGGCUGCUAAAUCCCUUUUUUAGAUACUUUCAACUUAUUUUAUAUAACUGACAAUAAAACAAUCACAAAAGUUGCUUGGACAACACGCGGUGUUCUUGGUGCAACAGAAAUGAAACGAAAAUUUCGAAACCCACCGCGAACUGGCAAUCAAACACUGUGCGAUGUCUUCAAUGUAGGUUCAGAUCUCUUUGCGAACAAAAAUCCAUCGCAUAUUCGCAGAAUACAAUGCCACCUCCAUCUUGGCGAGUUCCAAUUUGUCAAUUAGGUUUGAAUAGUUCGGAUGCGGAUGUUGGAUUGGGUUUUGAGAAUAUCGAUUUUAUGGUUUGGAUGAAGAUUGCAGCUUUGCCAAGAUUCCGUAAAUUAUAUCGAGUUUUGAAUCGGCAGGUUGAUAUGUUUAGUGAUGGAUUGCCAGCGGGGAAUUAUAAUCUUGUUAUUAAUUAUCGUAAGUUCUCUGAAAACAUUAGUUCGUUGGUCGCGUGCGGCUAUGCGUCGCGGUCGGGAAGAAAUCAAUUAUUGAUUGCUUCCCGACCGCGACGCAUAGCCGCACACGACUGAAAAAAGAAGAAAUCGAUUAUUGACCGCGACGCAAAGCCGCACGCGUCUGAAAAAGGAAGAAAUCAAUUACUGACCGCAACGCAAAGCCGCACGCGACUGAAAAAGGAAGAAAUCAAUCAUUGAUUGGUUCCUGACCGCGACGCAAAGCCGCACGCGAAUAUCAAGGGAAGAAAUCAAUUACUGACCGCGACGCAAAGCAGCACGCGACUGAAAAAGCAAGAAAUCAAUUAUUGACCGCGACGCAAAGCCGCACGCGACUGAAAAAGGAAGAAAUCAAUUACUGACCGCGACGCAAAGCCGCACGCGUCUGAAAAAGGAAGAAAUCAAUUACUGACCGCGACGCAAAGCCGCACGCGAAUAGCAAAGGAAAACAUCAAUUAUUGAUUGCUUCCCGACCGCGACGCAUAGCCGCACGCGACUGACGAACAAUCAUUCUUUCCAGAUUAUCCUGUCGACAGUUUCAAUGGCGACAAAUCAUUUGUGAUUGCUCGCGAAAACUGGGUGGGACCUCGAAAUCUGUUCCUUCCAGUUAUUUAUUUAGUCGUCGGCACAUUUCUACUUCUUGUCACAAUUUUGUUCAUUUUGAUAUGGUUAAAACAAAAGCUCUCGAGAGUUCAUCCAAAUUAA